Molecule: messenger RNA, 1636 nt
Organism: Corvus hawaiiensis (hawaiian crow)
Lineage: Eukaryota; Metazoa; Chordata; Aves; Passeriformes; Corvidae
Gene: CLDN34
Product: claudin 34
Exons: 3
Coding region: 606-1250 (214 amino acids)
Biological process (GO): bicellular tight junction assembly; cell adhesion
Cellular component (GO): plasma membrane; bicellular tight junction
Molecular function (GO): structural molecule activity
Source: RefSeq, a predicted model, not a curated record
AUGACAUCACUUUGUUCUCUUUCAGAUGGGAAUUCUGUGUCCUUCAGGCUGCCCCAGACUGGGGCAUCAUGGUGGUCUCAAGCUGGAAAAUCACGUAAUCAUAAAGGUAGAUUUUCUGAAAGGGUAUCUUACAGAAAACUGUAAUUUCCAUGGAAGUUAUCUGUAUGCUUUGGUAAGUGUUUUAAAGCAAUUAGAAUAAAUGGCAUAUGGCAAAGCUUUCAUAUUUUUAUAAGAUGUUAAUGAUUAACUGACUUCCUACAUCUAUUGACUUAGUGGGAGAGUGACAAGGAACUGUGAGGUACCUGUUUGGUAGCUUAACAAGUUGACCAAUUUGCACGGGCAUUUCUUUCCAUCUCCCUCUUGGAACUCGCUUCAUCCAGCUGACACUGCUUCAAAGCCUUAGGCAACUCUCAGACUCAGAGAAGAAAUCAGUCCUAUUGGAGAUACAUAGAUGAAUUGGGAGGCCAAAAUUAUAAAAUUGCAGAUGUUGCUGUGUUUGUCUGGCAUCAAAAAUCACUCUAUCCCAUCCUCUCAUGGCUGGCAUCACCUUCAGGACUGAAUGCCUCUCUCUCUUCACAUGGCAACUGUGUCUGUGACAGAGGAGGAUGAGCUCCCUGGUCAGCACCUCGCACCUCCAGCUUGCUGCCUUUGCUCUGGGCACGGUAGGCUGGAUCCUGUGCACAGUUUCAAUGGGAAUUGUGGAAUGGAGAGUGUGGCAUGUGGACAACACCACCAUCAUCUCCUCUGGCAUUGCCUGGGUGGGGAUUUGGAAAGUCUGCUUCAUCAGUUAUCUUCACGUCUCGCCCGGCUAUAGAGAACAGUUCUGCCAUAAAUUCAGUAGCUAUGACUCCUUCAUCCCCCACGAAAUUUAUGCAGCUCAGGGUCUCCUGUUGAUUGCCAUGUUUGUGGGCUUGCUGGGACUGGCUGCUACAAUAUUUGCUCUGAGAAAUGUGUAUAUGGGAAUCACUCACAAAACCCUCAUUGCCCCUUUCUUUCUGGUGGGUGGCUUCUUCUACAUAUUUGCUGGUCUGUGUGUCCUGAUUCCCGUGAGCUGGAAUUUCUAUUCUGUAACUCACAACCAGAGCAUAGCUUUUCCUCCUUCUUACUACAUGCCCUCCAGUCCAGCAGCGCAGGAAGCUGGUGCUGCCAUUCCUGUUGGGAUUGUGGCUGUCAUCCUGCUGCUACUGAGUGGGAUGUUUUCUCUCUCAUACAGAUUUCCCAUGACUGCAAACACCAUCAUGAAAUCCUGAAAGGACAAAUCCCCCUGUGCUAUUUCAGAACAAGAGCAUAGUCAAGAGAUAAGGACAGCAGCAUGAGUGGUUGCAAAGUUAAGGAGCUGCAGAAUUUGAUUUUAUUCUAUAGUAGCCAAGCUGUUUUCAUAUAUGAACCAGUUGAGUCACCAUCUUAGUAGUCACAUAUUACCAGAGGUUCAUCUUUGAGAUAAUUGCUGUUGAGCAGCAACUGUGAUUAAAUUUUGCCAGUUGUCCUCUUUUGUAUAUGCAAACAUUAUUGAUUUUUUUUUUUUUGGUGUAAAAUAUUUACCAUGCUCAAAGAACUGACUUUGAAUGAACUGUCCUGUAAGAAAAAUGUGAAUUAACAUGUAUUAAAUGUGAAUGUCUUUCCUUGUCAGUACUAA